AUGUCAAAACCUGAAGUGAAUGUUCUCGUAUUUUCCAAAUUCUGCGUCCCCGAGGAUGAAAGCCUCGAGGAUGAGAAAUGGGCCAACUUCUACCGGAUCCUGACGCAGUCCCCCGGCCACUCUCGUUCCAAAUGGGGCCGAAUUAGUGAGUGUCCAAACUACGUGCUCCUCGUUACGAUCUGGGACUCGCCCGAUGCCCUGAGCCAGUUCAAAAACUCAUCUUCAUACCACAUCUAUUGGUCCACUUUAUCUCGGGACUCUUCUAUUCCCCCAGAGGUCUGUGAAGUCGAUAACAGUUUCAUACUGUCAUGGUUCUACAAGCGAUUCAUGGGCAAUAUUUCCAUUGUUACCGCCUAUUUUCCUGUCCCCGAGGCUAGUAACAACCUGGAACGAAUUAACGCCUUCAGCGGCCUCUCUGUUGCUAGAGGUCUGGGUCCUGGAGCCCCGUCACGACGUCUUCCACAGAGACAGAAUCCAAAAGCAUACUGGGUCAAUGAUACCCGAGAUCGAAAUGGCAUUAACCCCAAGAUUUGGGUCUACCUCUGCGUCUCCUAUUGGUACACUCUGAAUAAGGGUUACUAUUUCCCUGACGGUGAAAAGGGUGCUGAGGUGUCCACUUAG
Penicillium cataractarum is the source of this 621-nucleotide messenger RNA. RefSeq lists its product as uncharacterized. The coding region runs from base 1 to 621 and encodes 206 amino acids. NCBI's taxonomy places the organism in Eukaryota, Fungi, Ascomycota, Eurotiomycetes, Eurotiales, Aspergillaceae. The transcript is spliced from 3 exons. The record is from RefSeq and is a predicted model, not a curated record.